AUUUUUUUUUCCCUCCCCAAACUUAUUUUCCUGCAGACCCAGUCGCAGUAGAAAUAUUUCGCUCGAGGGCCUGCACAAAACUAUCCCAUCUUUCCCAUCUCCUCUCCAUCUCUUCUCCUUUACUUCUUAUCUCCACUCACUCACUUCCUUCUAUCUUCAAAGAUCAAGCAAUCUUUGAAAAGUCGGCAAGAUGUCUGAACAACAGAAGGUCUUGGGCAUGCCGCCCUUCUUGGCCGACUUCUUGAUGGGUGGUGUCUCCGCCGCCGUCUCGAAGACCGCCGCCGCUCCCAUUGAGCGUGUCAAGCUUCUUAUCCAGAACCAGGAUGAGAUGUUGAAGUCUGGUCGUCUCGACCGCAAGUAUGCCGGCAUCGGUGACUGCUUCAAGCGAACCACAGCCGACGAGGGUCUCCUAUCGCUAUGGCGUGGUAACACUGCCAACGUCAUCCGAUACUUCCCUACCCAGGCCCUGAACUUCGCUUUCCGUGACAAGUUCAAGAAGAUGUUCGGUUUCAAGAAGGAGCGUGAUGGAUACGCCUGGUGGAUGGCCGGUAACUUGGCCUCUGGUGGUGCUGCUGGUGCCACCUCCCUCCUCUUCGUCUACUCCCUCGACUACGCCCGUACGCGUCUCGCCAACGAUGCGAAGAACGCCAAGAAGGGUGGUGACCGUCAAUUCAACGGUCUCAUCGACGUCUACCGCAAGACCCUUGCCAGUGACGGUAUCCCCGGUUUAUACCGUGGUUUCAUGCCCUCCGUCGCCGGUAUCGUCGUCUACCGUGGUCUAUACUUCGGUCUGUACGACUCCAUCAAGCCCGUUGUCCUCGUCGGACCCCUGGCAAACAACUUCUUGGCUUCUUUCGCUCUCGGUUGGUGUGUCACCACUGCUGCUGGUAUCGCCUCUUACCCUCUCGACACUAUCCGACGUCGUAUGAUGAUGACUUCUGGUGAGGCCGUCAAGUACAACGGUACUCUUGAUGCUGCCCGCCAGAUCGUCGCCAAGGAGGGUAUCAAGUCUCUCUUCAAGGGUGCUGGUGCCAACAUUCUCCGUGGUGUUGCCGGUGCUGGUGUGCUCUCGAUCUACGACCAGCUCCAGGUCAUCCUCUUCGGAAAGGCCUUCAAGGGCGGUUCCGGUUAAAUAACCCUCAUGAUACCUUGAUAGACGGGGGAGGCGUGAAGGUGUAAUUCAGUGGAGGGGCGAUAGGGCCGUCGAUAAAAAGGAGCGUGAAGGAUGCUCCGGUGGAAAGUUGUUGCAGGGCAUCACCCAUUGCCGUGGCGUUCUGGAAUAGCUUGAUUUUGCGGAUGGGGCUAGCAGACUAGGCAUAUCCACGCCUCGUACGUCUCGUCAGCUAGUUGUCCGCUGUAAUUUAGAUCCUAGGCAAUUCCCUUGACUGUAUUCUUUCUGCUUUGCAUCCUACAUCUCCGCUUGUCUCGACGCAUGAAACGGCCUGAUUCCCUUUGGUGGCAUACGACUCAUAGAUUUCAGAAUGUAUGUGAUUUUGACCUAAUGACUACAUCUGCCAUAAUGUGAAUGCAUUGUCUUUUGUGCUUUCCUGUCC
Messenger RNA from Hypoxylon trugodes, 1553 nucleotides. Its product is annotated as ADP, ATP carrier protein. Gene Ontology annotation, molecular function: ATP:ADP antiporter activity. NCBI's taxonomy places the organism in Eukaryota, Fungi, Ascomycota, Sordariomycetes, Xylariales, Hypoxylaceae. The coding region runs from base 191 to 1132 and encodes 313 amino acids. Gene Ontology annotation, cellular component: mitochondrial inner membrane. The transcript is spliced from 5 exons. Gene Ontology annotation, biological process: mitochondrial ADP transmembrane transport; mitochondrial ATP transmembrane transport. The record is from RefSeq and is a predicted model, not a curated record.